Molecule: messenger RNA, 2366 nt
Organism: Aethina tumida (small hive beetle)
Lineage: Eukaryota; Metazoa; Arthropoda; Insecta; Coleoptera; Nitidulidae
Gene: NKAIN
Product: sodium/potassium-transporting ATPase subunit beta-1-interacting protein
Exons: 7
Coding region: 215-1423 (402 amino acids)
Biological process (GO): regulation of sodium ion transport
Source: RefSeq, a predicted model, not a curated record
GCGAACAAAGACGGAAGAUCACGUAGCCGGGGCGUGCGAGAGAGACCGACAAGGAUAAGAAUCUAAAGUAUGUUUGGGAAAACCAAACACAAUAGAAACGGCAGUGGUGCAUCAUUGAACAGUGGAAAAUGGUGGUGAAAUGGGCCCGUUGGACUUCUCUGUUGUUCUAAAGGAUUAACCAAACAGCAAGGGCUCUAUCAUUUGGACCAAUGACAUGGGAUUUUGCACGAGAAGAUACUUUUUUUUGUCAAUAUGUCUCCUGCAAAUCGUUUCAGUCGUUCAAAGGCAAGUGUUCGAUUUUCUCGGGUUCCUAUGGAUACCGAUAUUAGUCAACUUCUUUGAAAUAAUAUUCAUAAUAUUCGGAUUUUUCGGCGCCUAUCAGUACAGACCGAAAUAUGUUAUAGCGUAUUUGCUGUGGCACAUUUUUUGGCUGGCAUGGAACAUAUUUGUUAUUUGUUUAUAUUUAGAUGUUGCUGGUUUGGAUCAUAAGACCAAUAAGGUUUUGAAACUGGACAAAAGCAGCGCAAGCUGGUGGAGUAACUACGGACCAGGAUGUAAAAUAAAAUCCGCCGAGGACCCAUGGGCCGUCGAGGAUUGUUUGGUCGACUACAAAACUGUCGAAAUAGUGCAGGCUGGACUGCAAUGUUUCCUCACGUUCAAUGGGUGCAUCAUAGGCAUAUGCCUGAGUCGACUGUACAUGGAGGAGGACGAUACGUCGUCACGUAAAUCAUCAAGGAAAAACACAAAGCGCAUGUCUCUUUACUCAAUAGAGUUCAGUUCCCACUUGGAGAACCGGAACGGCGACAGUGACAACGAUUUUGACCACGUGGCUGCGCCCGUGUCACCAAAACCAAUGACACCUCGCAGAGUAAAGAGACGUAGCGUGAUGCAAAGAGGUUCGUCCGGAAGACACAGCACCAGCAGCAGACGACAUUCCCACCCCAGAUCGUCGACGAGGAGUUCCAGACGCAUGGCCCAAAACCCGGUCACUCAGUUACUGGAACAGCAACAGAAAUCUCAGGCGUACGAAACCAACAGUCCAUCACCCAUCGAAUCACUGCCCAACUACUACAACUCAGCCUCCAACAGCAGCCUGAUGAACCCGAACGGCUGGCAGAACAACGGCCACACCAACCCGACGUACCAGCAAUCCUCCACGCAAUCGCUGAACGAAACCGAAGACCUGGACGAUCUGUACAACAACCGGCCGGCAUCGGUAAGGUCCAGCUACUCGAACUUCCACGGCACCAGAGCGCUGAGCUACAACACGCCCAAGCACUUCCAUCACAGCUUGGCCACGCCGCAGGUGCCGCAAAAGCGGAACAACCCGAACAGGAACAGCAUGCGUUCGAUGGCUUUCAUGAACAACGGCCCGCCCGCCUACACCCAGGGCCAAUCGAUUGAUUCGGAAACGGCAAUCUGACCACAAGCACCGCAAGUGCCAGCACAAAUGCACCGACUGUAGUUUUUUGGCAGCUAGAAUUUUAGGCUAAGUAUUUAUUUUUGUAUGAUUGGGUGCCAUAGGGCACGUGUAUAUACACCGGACGUUGACUCUAGAUGCGAAAGGUUGACAAUAAAUGUUGAGGUGGUUCUUUUUUGGCUGUUGUGAAUACUUGAGUCACUUCUGUGAUGGCAGGCAUGCGCACAUCCUUAUGUACUUAACGAAUUACUUUUUUAUUUUUUUUUAUUUUACUGAAACAACUUUGUGAUACGUUUUAGUUUUUAUCAUCUAUGUAAUUAUUGUACAUAAAUUUACUUAUUGACUGGUAACGUUUUAUUUUAGGAAAUGUAUAACUUAAUUUGUACUAUAGUGUAUUUGCACAACUGAUCAUUAGAACUGUACCUAAACUAAUAAUUGUAUGCAUAUCUUUGAUCUAUUUAAUUGAAUUAACUUUGGUUAAGUUGAUUAAAUAAGUUAUCAUCACUAUUUAUUACAUAUCUUGCCGUUAAUCAUCGUGAAAUUAUAAUACCCCCCAACAAGUACUGAUAAACACAAAUAUUUUUAUAAACCUUCAUAAGAACUUUACUGACGUAAUCCUUCUCUUUUCUAGUCUUUCCCAAAAAACGAAAUAUUUGCGUUUAUUUUAAUAAUAUUUGUUUGCUAAUGCCAUAUUAUUUUUUGUACAAAAAGCUAUUUAUUUGUAAUAAGUGAAACAGUGGCAAAUUGUCUGCUUUAUUUUUGUAAUUCAUUUUUUGUACAGAUUUCUCAGUUACUUCUUGAAUGUGUUCAAUGCUGAUCGUUUUGUUGUAAAUAAUGCUUCUAGAUUAUAGAAAUAUCUUACCAAAGUAUUACCUAAAAUAUAUUUUUAUUACCUAGAAUGUAACAAGAAUCUCAUAUCAAUAAAACAUAUAGUUACAUAGACAAA